CUACCCAUAUGCGAUGACCAGGGGGGAGAGGGAGGUUCUGGAGAGGCCUGGCGUCCCCUUCCUGGACAAAGUCUUCCUGCCCAACCUCUCCACUCCGAUGCCCCCCAGAUAGGGAGCAAGUAAUGCCCCUCGGCAGUCGAGGAAGAAGUGUCCCAAGGACCCGGGCUUCGGCGCCACCUCCUUCACGCGCAUUCCAAGUGCACCCCACAGAACCGUCUGCGGGCCAUUCGCAAACCACUACGCCUCCAGCUGGGGCCCCUCUGGGGCCCAGUCAAGGUUCACCACUGACCGGGCCCCUUGGUGGUCUGACCACUCGCUGGUGGUUGAUGUCCCAGCGGCGCGGGCCUUUGUCCAGGGUGGGAGAUGGGGCGAAGGCCGGGAACGCCCGCCCCCGCUCCGACCCCUCCCCCGGGGGCGGACCCGCGCCGGGAAAUCGCGCUGCUCCCGGUGGCUUCCGUCCUCCUCUGCGCAGGCGCCGGCUCCACCCCUGGACCGGGCGGCGCUUCCGGCAUCCGCUCCUGGGUGGGCUUCCCGCGGGGCGGUUUCGGCCGCGAGAGUCGCUGCGGGAGCCGCCAGAUGCCCGCGCCGCGCGAGGCCCAGCUUUCCUUCAGAAUGGGCCAAAAAAGGCAGCGACUGUUGGAGGCCAAGCAGCAUCAGAAACCACCAGAUAGAACCCAGACACCUUCCCCUAAGGAGCCCCGCUUGGGCCUGCCCUCGACCCUGGGCCCCCAGCGCAGCAUCUAUUUCUCAAACCUGAAGGUCUGCCCUGCUCGCCUGGGAUCAGAGUUUUUCGACCAACCUGCAGUCCCCCUGGCACGGGCCUUUCUGGGGCAGGUCUUGGUCCGACGACUUGAUGAUGGCACAGAGCUCCGUGGCCGCAUUGUGGAGACUGAGGCAUACUUGGGGCCAGAGGAUGAAGCUGCCCAUUCUCGGGGUGGCCGGCAGACCCCCCGCAACCGUGGCAUGUUCAUGAAGCCAGGGACCCUGUACGUGUAUCUCAUCUAUGGCAUGUACUUCUGCAUGAAUGUUUCCAGCCGAGGGAGGGCAACCGCCCUGGGGGGCCCUGUCUCUCCCACAGGGGAUGGGGCGUGUGUCCUGCUGCGAGCCCUGGAGCCCCUGGGAGGCCUGGAGGCCAUGCGGCAGCUGCGCAGUACCCUCCGCAAAGGUGCCACAGGCCGAGCCCUCAAAGACCGUGAGCUCUGCAACGGCCCCUCCAAGCUGUGCCAGGCCCUGGCCAUUGACAAGAGCUUCGACCAGCGGGACCUGGCCACAGAUGAAGCUGUAUGGCUGGAGCAGGGGCCCAGGGAGUCUGCGGUGGUGGCAGCAGCCCGAGUGGGCAUCGGCCAUGCUGGAGAGUGGGCCCACAAGCCCCUGCGCUUCUAUGUGCAGGGCAGCCCCUGGGUCAGCGUGGUGGACAGAGCGGCUGAGCGGACUGCACAGGCCUGAGUAAGGACCUGUGUGGAUGAUGAUUUUUAAUUGUUUAAAAACAAAAUAAAUGCAGUGUUUCCAGAAAACUCA
Molecule: messenger RNA, 1518 nt
Organism: Camelus dromedarius (Arabian camel)
Lineage: Eukaryota; Metazoa; Chordata; Mammalia; Artiodactyla; Camelidae
Gene: MPG
Product: N-methylpurine DNA glycosylase
Exons: 5
Coding region: 364-1446 (360 amino acids)
Biological process (GO): base-excision repair
Molecular function (GO): alkylbase DNA N-glycosylase activity; DNA binding
Source: RefSeq, a predicted model, not a curated record